UCUAGUAGUUGAAACAAAGGGAAAAACUGCGCUGAAUCAAAUUCAAAACCGGAACCAUCCAAGAUGGCCUUUGCUCUGUUGAGAAAUGGUGCUCGCUCCUCGUUUCCGUUGCUGGAACGAAAUUUUGCAGCGCUUGCUGCGUUUAAUGGGACCACCACGACACUAAUAUCUCAUCCUCAAAAGAUCGAACAGCAGACAGUCGGACAACCGUUGCCCAGCUUCGUGUCGACCAGUGUGCGAAAGUACUCCAAAAAAGCCAACCGACCUGAACGGGCCUACGAAAGCGAUUCCGAUUCGGAUUCGGAUGAUGAACGGGAGUCUCACCGCAAGAAACAGGGCCGCCGGGAGAGGGGAAAUUCGGAAUUCUGGCGACGAAAGAUGCGCACCCUCCAUGGCCUGCUGGACGUCAACAAGGACGGAGUCAUUUCCUACGACGAUUUCAUGCUUCUGACAGAGAAAUUCGCCUCCAUGGGUCACUUGGAUCAGGCGGAGAAGGAAGAAUUCCGCGACAUUAUGAAGGCCACAUGGAUCCAGCAGUGGGGCGAAAUCACACCGUACAACCUGGUCACGGUGGAACAGUACCUAACCGACAUGCACCACGUCGUCAACGACAAGGACCUGCGCAAGAAGGUGCACCGAUUUUUGCCCUACCUGUACAAGGCUGUCGAUAAGGACCAUUCCGGAUCAAUUUCGUUGAAGGAGUUCAAGCUGUUCUUCCGCUGCCUGGGCCUGACGGACGAGGAUGCCGCCGUUUCGUUUGCCGUGAUCGACAAGAACGGCGACGGGCAGGUCACGUUGGACGAAUUUUUGAAACUGGGACGGGAUUUCCUGCUUACGGAGCGGGAGGAAAAUGUUUCGCGACUUUUCUGGGGACCACUGGUCGAGCAUUGACGCAAGAGCGUGAAGAACAAUAAUAACGAGGUAGCAUCAGCAUCAUCGGAAUGCGGAUUUAUUGAACCAAGUAGGCGAUAAGCAGU
This is a messenger RNA of Ochlerotatus camptorhynchus, 977 nucleotides long. Its product is annotated as sarcoplasmic calcium-binding protein-like. Gene Ontology annotation, biological process: mitochondrial calcium ion homeostasis; calcium import into the mitochondrion. The transcript is spliced from 4 exons. Lineage: Eukaryota; Metazoa; Arthropoda; Insecta; Diptera; Culicidae. The record is from RefSeq and is a predicted model, not a curated record. Gene Ontology annotation, cellular component: uniplex complex. The coding region runs from base 64 to 891 and encodes 275 amino acids. Gene Ontology annotation, molecular function: calcium ion binding.